GCAAGUGAGUUGUCGAAAGCGAUCAAAGACGACACAAAGCACAUCCCGGCCAUGCGAUCAAUCCUUGAGGAAUCAGAGCAGAAAGCGUUUGUCAAUUGGAUCUCUUUAUCAAAUCAUCCUGCCGAAUACGCCUCAAUCUUGAAGGACCGGCAAAAGGGUACUGCAGAGUGGUUCGUGCCCUCUCGCGAAGUCGAUGUUUGGCUCAACAAGCCAAAGACAACGCUUCUUUGCCACGGGAACCUAGGAACAGGCAAAUCCAUGAUAUCGGCCGUUGCGAUCGAGCACCUGCUGCGAACGGCCCGAAACGAUACCGUGGGUGUGGCCUGGAUAUUCAUCCACCACAACACACAAAAUGAUGACGAAGUUGCUGAGUUGCUGGCAGCUCUACUCAAACAACUCAUUCAGGUUCACCCAGAAAUAGCAGCGUCCGCAGCACUACUGUACAAGAAGCAUGCCAAAGAGGAAAAAAAGCUGUCGGUCAACGAAAUCUUCAGUGCGCUCAAAUCUGCUGUCGUGGCCCUAUCGACAGUAUACAUCAUAGUCGAUGCGUUGGAUGAGUGUGUUAACGACAGCAAACGCGAGCAACUUGUAGAGCAUCUCCAAAUCCUACAGUCACAGGCCGAUGUUCGAUUGAUGAUAACGUCACGAAUAAUCACAAAUUCGCUGCGAGGGGCGGUAAAGCUCGAAGUAAAAGCAAAACCCCAAGAUAUCAAGCGCUAUGUUGCUGGGAAGAUUGAUCAGCUACCCGACUGCAUCCAGCGUGACGCCAUGUUGCAAGUGCGAGUUCAAGAGAAGGUUGCAGACGCUGUAGGAGACAUGUUCCUCCUCGCUACACUUCAUGUUGACAAACUGCGUGCGCAAUUGACGAAAAAGAAUGUCAUCACUACCCUAAAUAGCCUAUCACAUAGCUCCCUCAACGAAGCGUACCAGGAUGUCUUCAAAAGAAUCGAAAAUCAAGGACCAGAACGAGCGGCACUAGCAAAACGCGUCCUAUCCUGGAUUACGCUAGCACGUCGUCCCAUGACUGCACCUGAGCUGCUUUGUGCUUUGGCUGUAGAAUUGGAGACACAGUCUCUAGACGUGGACAACCUGCUCGACAUCGGACAGAUACAGUCGAUUUGCGCGGGAUUAAUCGACGUCGAAGAGAAACGCCUCAUAGUUGGACUGAGGCACAACACCGCGCAGACUUACCUCGAAAGCAUCAUCGAUAAGUGGAAUCCUCGCGCCCGAGUGGAAAUCGCGGAGACUUGUCUUACAUAUCUAUCUUUCGAUACGUUCCGAACUGGCAGGUGUCUGAGCCAAGAAGCAUUGCAGAGACGAUUCCGAGAGAACGACUUCUUCAUGUACGCCGCCGAGCACUGGAGUGAGCAUGUACGUACCGUCCAAGAGGAAGUCGGCGAACUGGCGUGUUCAUUCCUUCUUCACAAAGGCUUGUAUGAGAGUGCUGCACAAACGACGUACAUCAUGCAAAACCUACGAUGGAGGCGACGAAUUCUACGCAAACUUGAUAUUUCUUUCUUCAAGGCGAUGACAGCCCUCCAAUACGUAGCCUAUGAAGGACUGUGCGGCAUCAUGGAAGGGAUUUUGAAGGACGUGGUACGGGCACUGCUUGACUUUGGCGUUUCGGUCAACUCGGUAGAUUCAAAUUCACAACCUGCAUUCAUCAAUGCGGUCCUAUCUGGAAACGCAGAGGUUGUGCGGUUACUGCUCGACUAUGGCGCGGACGUUGGAUUUAUCGAGCCCGGUCAACCGAAUGGUACAGCCCUUUUGGCAGCUACACUGACUGGAGAUGCGCACAUUGUCAGGAUGCUGCUUGAAGCCGGCGCGGACAUUGGCAUCGGAACAGAUUUCUACGACAAUCCUAUUGUAGCAGCCGCGGAAGCGAACAACAAGGAGAUCAUGGACAUAUUGCUC
Macroventuria anomochaeta is the source of this 1914-nucleotide messenger RNA. RefSeq lists its product as uncharacterized. The record is from RefSeq and is a predicted model, not a curated record. NCBI's taxonomy places the organism in Eukaryota, Fungi, Ascomycota, Dothideomycetes, Pleosporales, Didymellaceae. The annotation marks the transcript as partial. The transcript has 3 exons. Gene Ontology annotation, molecular function: protein binding.